UGUGGGCGGCGCAGUGGCAUAGCAGAUGUAUUAAAUCUGUCCACUUUGGUGCUUACACUACCAUGCGCGCUUUAUUUGGAUUUAUAAUUGCUGUGAUAAUUGUCCAAGUGACAAUAACAGCAGGCCAUUUAUCAGAUGAUGGAGAUAAACCUCACUACCAUCGGAGAGGUAGGAAGUAUGCUGACGAGGAGAUCAGCUCCGAAGAUGAUAGCAGCGACUACCGUGGGAGAAGGGAACGUAACAGAAAAACUGAUGAUGCUGACGCCGAACAAUCCCUCUCCAGCGGAUUAAGAAGUGUUUUAGGAGUUCGAAAUCAAAAUGAAGCCGGCGAUCUUCUGUACCAAUUAACUGGAUUCCGAGAUGAAGCCGCUGCCAUGAAAUACAUUGAAAAUCUAACAGGCCUUACAGAUGACCAGAAAAAACUGAAAUUCUUGAAGAAAUGCAAGGGAGCCAGGUCUUGGCAUCGCGUUGUGGACUUUAUGGAGCUUAUGGACGACGCCCCGGUUCUGAAAACGAUUGUGGUGAUCCUGAAACAGAUGACCAAUGAAGGCGAUGUGCUGAAAGCAUUUUCAAUGAUGAAACCACUGAUUGGACACGACGACUUCGACGGAAUUCUUGAGAGUCUACAGAAAAUAUCUGGAGACAGAGAUCCUCAUGAAAUAGCUGAUCACUUCGAACAUAUCGCUCAUACUAAUGGUGUGGAAGGCCUGAAAAUGGAGAUAUUGAAACUGACGAGUGGCCUUGGUCCGGCUGAAUUCCCAAGGUUACUGAAGGUUCUACUGCCAGAAAUAGACCUGAAAGGAGCCUUCAAUCUUCUGUUAUUGGGUACACGAACAGUGGACAUCGGUGAUGCUAUCGCAGCGCUCAAUCAUUUACUGAACACAAAAUCACUGACAGACAGUUUAGUAAUGCUGAAAUCUAUCACCAAACAGACCCAAACCAAGUACGCUUUAGAAGAACUGACGCAGGCUGUUAAUAGAGGAAGUCUCAGGGUGAUAAUUGAGAACCUACACAAAAUUGGAGGAAACGAUAAUUUGCUGGAAGUUCAAGCGGCUUUCAAAGACGCUUUUGGGACGGACAAUAUUGUUAAUAUUAUACACAAAAUAAACAAAGAGACGAAACGUCAAGAUGCACUCUACUUCUUGAAUUCUUUGCUGGAUGUAACCCAAACGAAAAACAUCAGAGAAGCUGCCAAAUUCAUUUUGGGUCUUACUUCUAAGGAGACUAAUCUUUUGGACUUUUUGGAGUUAAUUCGCGUUAAUUCAGGACAUGACGAUAUUAUAGACUUUUUCAAAAGGCUGAUGUCUAUCACUGGAACCAAAUCUCUCCAAGAAGCGUGGCAAGUGAUCGCUACAGUGACAUCUAUAGAUGAUAUAUUUGUAUUUUUCGAUGAAGUGUACAAGUACACGGAUGUAGAGGUGAUUGUAUUCCUGGAAACAAUAUUACGAGUUACCAACGCUACUAAUAUUAAGGUUGCCGCUUCCAUGCUGAAGAAGAUCUGUGACGUCGAUGAACUGUUCGACAUAAUUCAGUUGAUUUUCGAUAUUACUGAAAUGGAUAUUGUCCUGUUCUUUGAAAAUAUUAUUACAAUCAGCAAAGCGUAUUAUUUGGAGGAAGCUGUUUUUAUAACUGAAGAGUAUACGGCGACCGACAAUUUCAUUGACGCUUUGAGAGACCUGAAAAGGGCAACCGGACAAUCAACUGUCCUCCAAGCAAUAGACUACAUAAAGAAGAACAAGCCACGCAUAGAAAGAACAACAACUACUUCUACGGCAAAAUCUUCUGAGUAUGCCACAGAAGUGACCUAUUCUCCUACAAGUACCACAGAAGAAUCAAGUACCAAACAAAGUAAUGCUGCAACAGCAGAUAAUAAUUAUCAACAAGACACUACAACAUCAAAAACAAAGGAGACUACAGUUAAAGAAGAAUUAACAACUCCACCAAAUUCUUCUGCAAAAGAAACUACUGUAGAAAAGAUUACAGAAGAAUCUGGUAGUACAGAAGAAGCAACAGAACAAAUGACAUCCACAGAAGAGUAUACCAAAGAAGUGAUCACUUCUACUGAAGAAACGAAAGUUCCAGAAGGAUCUACGGCACAAAAGACUCUAACUGACAUUUUAACUACACAGUCCUCUAUACAGUCUACUGCUGCUAAAGAUGUGACUACAGAAGUGACUCCAUCUACAGAAGAUAAUGCAACUGUAAACCAAAGUUCAAGUACAGAAAAGACUAUAGAAGGAAUAACCCCAGAAGUUUCAACAAAUACAGUACCUAGAGACGAAUCAGUUGAAAAGAUUACAAAAUUACACCAAACUUCUGAAAAUUCACCUACUACUGCUGAAAAUACCACUCCUAAAGACACUGAACAAGUAACUGAUAAAUCUUCUACAUAUAGCUUAACUGAGAAGACAAUUGAAGCAGAAUCUACUACUGACCAACAGACUACACCAUCAGUAGAAACUAGUACACAAGGAAAAGAAGACUCUAAGCCUACAGAAGAAAUCCUAACCACGUCUUCAACAGAAACAUCAACUAAAACCAUAACAGAAGAAUCCACAACUACCACAGAAGGUAAUAAUGCUAGUGAAAAGACCACAGAAAAAAUCUCUGUCAAUGAUGUACUGUCUACUACACCUAAGUCCACAGAAGAUAUAAAUGCAGCUUCUACAAAAUCUAGCGUUACCACAACAGCUACAGAAAUCACCACAGAAUCCAUAACUACAACACAAAAGCCAAAUGAAUCAAGCACUACAACCAAAUCAGAAGACUUAAACACCGCAUCAGAAGAUAAUACUUCUGAGAAAUUAACUUCGACAGAAACUUACAUUUCACGUUCCAGAAGUACAGAAGACUCAUCUUCUGACUGCUCUUCCUCUUCUUCCUCAGAAGAGUUCAGUUCUGAAGUUCCUAGUACAGAAGAAAAUACGGCUACAACAUCUGACAAGGCAAUUUUUACUACAGAAGCAAUAUCUUUAUCUACUGACAAUUCUUCUUUACCAACUUCUACUGAACAAGCGGCAACUGAAAUUACUUCAACUGAAAAAAUUGAACAAAGUUCUCCAACUCAAUUAACUAGUACUCAAGAAUCAACUUUGUUGACAACUGUUGCAUUAGAAACAACAACGGCUCAAGAACAAACAACAAUUGUUACAACGGAACAACAAACAACUGAACAAGGAAACCUUGAAACGACUUCAUCAACUCAAGCGACUGAACCAAUUCAACCAACAACGACUUCACAACCUUUAGAAACCACUGAAAAUGCCACUACCACUGAGAAAUCUACUGAAUCAGAUAUAACAACAGUUCAAACAACUAUAGAACAAUUGUCAACUACAAAUUUACCGUCAACUGAAGCUGACACUACAACAGUUGAAACAACUACAGAACAACCAACUACAGAAGCUAAUUCUGUUGAUAAAACAACUAAUCAGUCACCAACACCUGCCUCAGAAGAGAAUGUUAGUCAAACUUCUACACAAUCUAUAGAAGAUACUACUUCUACAACAGAAGCUAACAUAAUUGAUACAACAACAAGUGAAAUUACUUCUGAACAACCUGCAUCGACAAUUCAACACAAUAUAGAAUCUUCUACUAUUACAACAACAGCAGAACAACCAACAACUAUUAAGACUACAAAAGACCAAGGAACAACUGAAUCAACUUCUACAACUACUCAAGUUACAUCAAUAGACCAUUCAGAAGAAUAUGUUAGCUCAGAAGAAUCCAACUCAUCUGCGUAUGAUUCCACUGAAAACAGUUCAGAAGAAGAGACUCAAAGACAAGGGGAAUACGACUCAAAAUCGGUUGAAGAUCUUGAACCGACAGAGGGGAAUACUGUACCUAUGUCUUUCAGUUCAACAACAGAGGCUUUGAAAACUGUAACUAUAGUUCAAUCAUCAACAGAUGUGUCUAGUUCAAAACAACCAGAUAUUAAUGAAUUUGUUACAACAACUGCUCAAUCAGUAACUGAACAAAUUACAACUUCAGCUUCGUCAACAAAGCAAGAAGAAUUAACAACUGAAGCUUCUACAACAACCCAAGAUAAUCCUUCAACAACAGAUAUUUCAUCUACAACAACUCCUUCUGAAGUUCCAUCAACUCAACCCUCUCAUGAUGAACUUACAACAGAACAACAUACAACUCAAAAUACACCUACAUCAACUGAUGUAGCUACUGAACCAACUUCUACUGAAGAAAUAACAACAACGCAAUCAGUUUCUACUGAUCAGUCAUUAACAACUAAGGCUGCCACUACUCAAGUAGUUUCAUCUACGACUACUGAGCCAACUGAUAAUGUGUCAACACAAGAGACUACUACUACUGAACGGUCUGCAGCUACUGAGAUAUCAACAGCUCAAGCUUCAUCAACAACUGAGUCGACAACAGCCGCAGAACAACUGUCAACUGAGGAGAUAUCGACUGAGGAUGUAUCUUCAUCAUCAGAUUCUUCAUCUUCUUCGUCAUCAUCAGAACAGGUAACCAGCACUGAACAGGUGACCACUCAGUCACCAGUGACAACAGAAUCAGCUACUGAAGCAACACAAGCAGCUGUUUCCACUGAUCAGCUGUCAACAUCUCAAGUUGUGUCUACCACUGAGUCAUUAACAACUGCACAGCCGACUGAGGCAACAACACCAUCUGUUUCCUAUACUGAUCAGUCUGCAACUACUGAGGAAUUAACUACUGAAGCUGUGUCCACUACUCAGUCUACAACAACUGAGCAACCAGCUACUGAGAAGAGUACAGAAAACGCUCCCUCUGAUCAGCCAUCAACAGAACAACAAUCAACUGAGGCUGAUUCGACAACUCAGUCAUCUGCAUCUCAGCCAGAAGCUCAACCAUCUACUGAAGAAUCAGCACGCGAUACUUCUUCAACUACCACUGAUAAGCCGCCGUCAUCAGAACAACCUGAGCAAUUAACGACUCAAGAACCUUCAACAACACAGUCAUCAACAAUUAAUCAAGAAGUUACUGAAGAAUCAACAACCACUGACCAGCAGCCGUCAACAGAACAACAAUCAACUCCAGCCGUUUCAACAACUCAGGCAGUAGAACAACCAGCCACUGAAUCAACAAAUCAACAACUUACUGAUGAUUCAACAGCAAAUAUUCCGUCAACAACUCAAGCAUCACUUACUGAACAUGACACAACUCCAGGUCUUUCAACAACUGAAGUUACUCCAUCAACAACUUUAGGACAACUGUCAACUGGUGAACCAACAACACAAGAGGCUCAAUCAACAACUACUGAAAGCAAUCUAUCAACGACUUCGCAACAACUUUCAACUACAGCAGUUGUUGCUACUGAAACUGCAAAUCUAUCAACUGAAAGAUCAAUUUCUACUGAAAAACCUGAAAGAAGUACUUCAGAAGAAGAAAGAUCUACGGAAUUUGAGUCAGAAGAAGGCUACACAUCUUCUGAGUACGAUUCACAUUCAACUGAAUCAAUGGAAUAUCAUAAAACAGUACAGUAUGAUUCUUAUGAAACUUCUGACGAAAAUGUUAAUGAAAAUAGUCAAAAGCUUACCAAUACUGAUAAUGUUAUAGCUGAAACAACAACUGUUUUAUCAACCACUGUUCAACAGCAAACAAUUACUGAGUCAGCCUCUACUGAGUCACCUGUAACGACUGAGAAAGUCGCAGACGAAAUUACAACUGCAACUUCUACUCAGCAAGCACCAACUGACAUACCAACUACUGAGAAAAUAACUGAGGAGUCCACAACAAUACAACAAUUAGUUUCUACUGAUCAAACAACAGAGGCAACUCCAACAACAACGUCAAAUGAUCAGACGACAACUGUAAAUGCUAUUACAGAGGCAACCACAGAACCUACUUCUGAAACAUCAACAACAACUACAGAGAAAUCAGUAACAGAUAUAACAACUAAUCAACCAGCCAAUGACAUUACAAACCAACCAUCAACUCAACAGACUGAUGAACCAAUCAAAACGACGGAAUUACCAACAACACAAGGAUCACCAACUGAAACAACAAAUAAACCAGACACUGAACCAAGUAGCCAGGCAACAACUGACAGUAACCAGCCAUCAACAACAACUCUAUCAACAGUUGAAAACCAAGAGACAACUACUCAAAAUGUAGCUUCAGAAAUAAAUAAUACUGAAGCUCCGGUAACUGAAAAUGUUACUACAGGAGCUCCUUUACAAACUGAAAAUACAGAAAAAGCUAAAGAUAUUGCUAAAGAACAACCUAUAACUGAUAGUCCUGAAAAAAAUACUAAAGGUAGUCAAUCAAAUGAGUAUGACGAUGAUAGUUCUCACGUUGACUGUACUGAUACCGAAGAAGAUUUCAAUGAUCGAGUCCCUAAAACUGACACUACAACUUCAGUUACAACUCAAAAAGAAACGAUAGAACAAUCUACUAAAAUAUCGAAUGAUGCUGCCACUACAGUAACAGAACCGCAGAAGAAUAAUGUAGAAUCGACAACUCAAAUUGUUACGCAAGAAACGACAACAAUAUUGCAAUCAACUCAAGAAUACACUACAGUUAAAACGAUUGAAGACACAACGCAGUUGUCGACAAUUACUGAGAAAGUUCAACAACCAGAACAAUCGACUGUCAACCCAACAACACCACAAGAAACAGUUUCAACAACAACAGAAAUAAACCAGACGGAAAAACCUAAUGCAGUCAAUAAACCACCUACGUUGUCGGAAAAAACCGCUACAGUCGAACCGACUUAUGCGCCCGAACCGAAACCACCCGGCCAACAGGGUGUGAAAUUCGAGACAGAUGUAGGAAUGCCUAAAGCAGGGGGCAAGCUUUGUAUCAACCAAGGUCGUAAAGAAAUUAUGAACGCCUUGGAGACAAACAUGCGUUUGAAGAUCCUCCUCCUCCCAAAGGGUCCUGAUGGCAAGAACUGUUACUGUACCUGUAGCAGCAACACUCCACCUGCUAUCAUUCCAUUAUCAGAGUUACCAGAAGAAGAACCCGAGACAGAAGCGUAAAAUAAAAAGAUAUUUAUUUUUAUCUAUACUGUAGUUUGGCAAUAAAAGAUUUUAACGCGGUGUCAGCUGGAAUUAAUAUUAACUUGGACUGAAUCACCCACUUCGGACCACAUCCCAUGAAUAAACAAUCAUCCGAACACAGUACCUCCUCUUUUUAAACUCGACAAAAAUAACAAAUAUCAAAACCGGUUGAGUCGUAGUGUACUGGGUUGCCACAGGUACGAUACUAGCGACCUCUAUUAUUUCAAACUCCUUUUUGCCAAGCUAGGCCAAGAUCGAUAUGAAAUUUUAAUAUUAUAAUUCUUGUGAAAUAUUAUUACAUUAAUUAUGUUUUACGGUAACUGAGGUGCGGUACAAGAUAACUCGACUAGUUUUAAGCCAUGGUGGGGCUCAGGCAGUAGUCAUGAGCAUAAUAUACCUCCACAUUACUGCAUUGUGCCUGUAUAGUUUUUCUUCCAUUCCGAACUUAAAUAUUUAUUUUUUAUAUGUCUGUAGUGUUCAUAAUAUGAUUUAUGAGAAAUACAAUAUUGUGUGUAUUA
Spodoptera litura is the source of this 7513-nucleotide messenger RNA. RefSeq lists its product as uncharacterized. Lineage: Eukaryota; Metazoa; Arthropoda; Insecta; Lepidoptera; Noctuidae. The record is from RefSeq and is a predicted model, not a curated record.